This is a messenger RNA of Pangasianodon hypophthalmus (striped catfish), 7624 nucleotides long. It is a transcript of the gene ttll5, whose product is annotated as tubulin tyrosine ligase-like family, member 5. The coding region runs from base 266 to 4405 and encodes 1379 amino acids. Gene Ontology annotation, biological process: microtubule cytoskeleton organization; protein polyglutamylation. Gene Ontology annotation, cellular component: cilium. Gene Ontology annotation, molecular function: tubulin binding; tubulin-glutamic acid ligase activity. The record is from RefSeq and is a predicted model, not a curated record. Lineage: Eukaryota; Metazoa; Chordata; Actinopteri; Siluriformes; Pangasiidae. The transcript is spliced from 33 exons.
UCUUGCUUGCUUGCUUUCUUUUUUGGCUGACCCUGUCUUUUUCACGUCACUAAACCGCGCAUGCGCACUGGGAUGGUUGCCGGUUGGUUGCUGUAGUUACAGCACAGGGGAAAGAAAAGCAGUACACCUGCGCUCAUCCUGUCAAGUUUCGCUGUGUUUAUCCUUUUAGUUUUCGCACCACCAGGUGUCUGCAGAUUGGAGAUGUGUGCUGAGAUAAUCUCAUUUAGCUGACAUACUGCAGAUCCUCUCUGUCUCGGUGGUGGAAAUGCCAGCUGUGAGCCAGGAUAAAGAGGAUUCCCAGUCUCCAUCAGAAGAAGAGCUAGAGUGCCAUCCCUGUAUAGCCUGGAGUGGGAUCAGCAGGAAGAUCCCAGUUCUACUCUUCCAUGCUGAAGCUAUUGUAUCCAAAGAGGAAACUAUUUGUUCCGUUGGCGAAAGAUACAACUUGGCCUUCAAGAUUGUACGUACAGAGAGUCGACUCGUGCGAAGCAUUCUUGUGAAUCAUGGAUUCCAUGAGGUCCAUCCAAAUAGUAAUGAUUUCAACCUCAUGUGGACAGGCUCCCACCUUAAGACUUAUCUGCUCCGCAGUUUGCAGGAUUUCCAGAAAGUCAACCACUUCCCCAGGUCAAAUGAGCUGACACGGAAAGACCGGCUGUACAAAAACAUUCAGCGGAUGCAGCAGGCUCAUGGAUUUCAAAACUUUCACAUUGUACCUCAGACCUUUGUUCUUCCUGCUGAAUAUCAGGAAUUUUGCAAUGCCUUUUGUAAGGACAAGGGUCCAUGGAUUAUCAAACCUGUUGCAUCUUCCAGAGGCAGAGGCAUCUACCUGGUCAGCAGUCCGAGUCAGAUCUCAUUGGAUGAAAACAUCCUGGUGUCACGGUAUAUUAGCAACCCGUUACUGAUUGAUGAUUUUAAGUUUGAUGUGCGAUUAUAUGUUUUGGUGACGUCUUAUGACCCGGUCAUUAUCUAUGUCUAUGAAGAAGGGCUAACUAGAUUUGCUACUGUGAAGUAUGACCAUGCUGUGAAGAACAUCAAGAACCAGUUCAUGCACCUCACCAACUACAGUGUAAACAAGAAGAGCAGUGACUAUGUCAGCUGUGAUGACCCUGAAGUAGAGGAUUAUGGGAACAAAUGGAGCAUGAGUGCAAUGCUGAGGUAUUUAAAACAGGAGGGAAAGGACACCACAUUGCUGAUGGGUCAGAUAGAGGACCUGAUCAUUAAGGCUGUGCUGAGUGCAGAGUUACAGAUUGCUACAGCCUGCAAGAUGUUUGUCCCUCAUCGCAACAACUGCUUUGAAUUGUAUGGUUUUGAUGUUCUCAUUGAUUCCAACCUCAAGCCAUGGCUCCUGGAAGUGAACCUCUCUCCAUCAUUGGCAUGUGAUACUCCUCUUGACCUGAAAAUAAAGGCCAGCAUGAUCUCAGAUAUGUUUUCUCUUGUGGGCAUUGUAUGCCAGGACCCUCUACUAAAACAGAUGCGGUCAGAAAAGGCUGGACUUGACCCAACUGUAAAGAACCACAAAACUCAGCAUCAUUUCUUCACACAGGCUGCCUCUGCCAAAUCCAGAGUGAGACCUCAUUCUGCCAAUAAUAUUGAGGAGCUGAAAGAGAAACAGGGAAGCAGGCAUGUGGACACGCUGGGCUUGACUGCAGAGGAGUUAAAAGUCCUGAGGAGGACACAGGAGGAGCACGAGAGGAGAGGUGGAUUCAUCCGUAUUUUCCCCACACCACAAACUUGGGAGCUCUACAGUCGUUAUCUGGAAUACAAGACAUCCAUGAACUCCAUGUUGGCUAAUAAACUUUUCCAUGGAAGGUCAGAAAAAUCCUCUGUGACCACACAAUUCAGGAAUAGAUUGAAGGGUAAUAUGCCCUUAGAAGAGGAGGCCUAUAAAACCUGUCAUGUAGUUCAGUAUGAGAGCAAAUUGCUCUCUCUCGAGGCACGAAGACACAGGAAAAGGCAUACGACUAGCCGUGCCACUCCUCGGAAAAGGAAAACUGGUCGAAGGCCUUUACCAUCAUCAGCGCACAGCAGUGAAAAUGAGGAAGCUGAUGAGAGAGAGGAGCGAGGACCACAGGGAAAGCAGGAGCACACAAUGUCUCUGGCACACACAGACCCUCAGCCCACCCUGUUGGAGAGGCACCGAACUGAAGAACACUUUCCAGCUAGAGUCAGCAAACCCAAAGUGGAUCUGCUCCAUAUUCUCCAGCAGGGGUGGGAUCUCAGUAAGGUUCAGGCACGCAUGGCCUUCUCCUCUUAUCUCCAUCGGGUCCAGAUGAGACUGCUUGUAGAGAGCAGAACCAACAGUACCCCAGCAUGGGAACAAAAGGACAAUGACCAGAUGGAGCUGGUAAUGCGUUUUCUGAUGCGAGCUGCCAGUAACCUGCAGCAGGGCAUGCAGGUGGUGCUACCCAGCCGCCAGCUUUCCCUGCCUGACCGUCGCCGCAUACUGGCCCAUCAGCUCGGGGAGUUCAUCCACUGUUAUAACCAGGAGACAGAACAAAUGGCAAAAAGUUUGGAGAAGACUGAAGAUGAAGAUCGAUGCAUCAGUUCAAACGUGUUUCGGGAGUUUAUUUUGGAAGCAAGUGAAAGUGAUCUAGAAGAUGUCCUCACUUUCUACACACACAAGAACAAGUCUGCCAGUGUGUUUUUGGGGAGUUCCAGAAGAGACCGUAACAAAGAAUGCAGUAACAGCUCAGGGGAGCCAGCAAAGCAUCACAGCAGGAGAAAUCUGUUAAAUUCCAAAGAAGGCUCUAGCGCUUCAGGAUUGUCGCUGACUGCCAAGGCCGACUCACCAAAAAACGCAGAAAUCCAAGAGAGUGUAACCAGACCAGGAUACAACAAAAGCAGUAUAACUGUGAAUAUGAACAGCCAUAGUAACACUAUUCAAAACAGUGACAAAUAUAGUACAUUAAAUAAUGGUGGACACAAAAACAACAAAAUUCAAAAUGGAAAUACAGUGACAGAAGGUCAGCCUGAGGCCUCAACUGCCUUUGGGACUCAAACUAAUGAAAGCAAAACAAGAGGUUUACAAGAUGGAGAAUUUUGGAAUAAAAGUUCCCACAUUACAGUUGUUGGAAAUGACGAUGAACUGUCAAAAAUGGUUAACGAUGUCAUUGAGCAGCCUGAAACUGCAAAAAAUUGUAAAUCGCAAGUCAAGGCCCAGGGUUCUCAACACACUUCAUCUUAUCGUGCAGCCCUAGACUGUGAGCAUAUCCACCUGCAGCAGUGCUUCCCACGAUCUGAACCUGAAGCUCAGCCCCAGGCUCAACCUCCUCCUUAUAUCCAUCCUCCCCCACACCUGCAUGCUGAUUCUCAACGCGAACCACAAACUACUUUAUCUUCUUCAAAUACAAAUUGUCUGCGGCCUACACGAGUAAUGUGGGCUUCAUCAAAUUCACGUUCGCCCAGAUCAUUUGCAACUACUGAAGUGCUACAACAAAGCCAGGGUUCACAAAUGGCACAGCUGGUCACUAGUGGUGUUUCAUCUUCCACUGCCUGUACUACAAACAUGUACAGUCAGACUGUCUUAUGGCCUUCCUCUGCAGUGCAAGUGAGUAAUAAGGCCAGUAAGGCCAGACCUGCUUCUGCGGGAAUGUUUAAGGAGCCAGAUUCACUCUCAGCCCAGGCCCAGUCAAAUCAUCAGGCUAUUGUGGCUGCCCUGAAGAAACUAGUGGAGAAACAAGCUGCUCGCCAGUACAGCACCUCCAGCCACAUUAGUCUCCUUACACAACAUUUGACCAACCUGAACCUAGCUAAAGGAGUUUUCAGCAGAGGGGCUCAGAGCGUCACAUCAGGAGCUCGGCCUGAUACAGCGACAACUCAGCACUCAGGCAUGAACCUCUCUGGUGCUGUGAGCAGUCACAGGAAGGAUGCUGGUGAUGGAAAAUGCCAGAGUACCUGUAAUUUGUCUACUGGAGCGACUUUGCAGCCUGCAUCAGGCAGCUAUCAGCUCCAGUUUGCCAUCCAGCAGCUCCAGCAGCAGAAACUGCAGUCCAGGAAGCUACUGGACCAAAGCCGCUCUCGACAUCAAGCCAUGUUGGAUGGACACACGUUUGUGCCUGGUGCUGUACCCCGAAACCCUGUUCCCGCCAGCUGUAGCGUUCAGGUUGACUCACAGUCCCAGACCAGCAUAAAGCAGACAGCAAGUUGGAGAGAUUCAUGCCAUCCUGAACCCCUGGUCCCUACACGGGGUGCCGCCACUCUGAUUCCCAAACCCCCCAGCAGCACACCCAAAGAGACACUCUCACGCAAGACUGCCACUCAAAGGACCAACCAGCAAGCACCAUAUGUGGCUCCAUCCGGAAAUGGCUUAUCCAGUCGACAAAAUGUUGUUUAUGACACCACGUGUGGAAAAAUGGGUCUGUCUGUGUACAGCAAAGUAUUCGACGCUCAGAGGUCCAGACCCAGAUGACUGAGCGAGGACUGGUGCAGUGAUUACCUGCUGCUGUUGGAUCUCUUCACAGGAACAAUUUUUAUCAUUCAGACUAAAGUGUCAGUAUGGUUUACCAUGAUGGAAUAGAAAAUUCUGUUAAAUGAAUAGGUGGGCUAAAAUUCCCACAAUUCUUCCCUUCUUCCCCGAAUGCAAUGAAUCAUUUGAGGUGUACAGUGUAAGAAAUUUGCUUUUUCAGUUUUUCCACUGGACCUACAAGUCUAAUGUGGAUAACAAGCAAGGGACGCUUAUACAGUAGCUGCAAGCCUCCAUCGCAUAAUUGCUCCACACCAGUUGUUAUAUAAUCCCAAACAGACUUGCUGCUGUGGUUUCUGACAGUUACACACUGUUAGCUAUUAGAAUAUGCUGCAUAUCUAAAAACAGUAGUAGCAGCCAUCUUAAAUCAGGUAUCACUUUGUUCAUCAGCAAUUAGUUUGGUAUCACACUGCACAAGCAUCAUACUUAGGGGUAGGAGGUGUAGUUUAAAGGCGAAAUUGUACAUGUAAAGUGUUUUGGGUGACAGUUUGGUCAUUUGUAUAUUUAAUUAACAAGAACUUGCUCUGUUAUUUUAUGAAACUGUUCAUAUACACAUGGUAUUAUUGAGCCAAAACAUGCCUUUUGCACGAUCUUACACUGGUAGCUUAAAAGUCUCCUUAUUUGUUAGCCACAUGAGCCUUAUAACUCUAAUACAAAACUAAAGCAAACUAAACAUGGGGGGAAAUUUGUGUAAAUUAAAUUUUUGGCUGAAUUAUUCCUUUAAACAAAGUGACAUCUACAUCCUCUCCUCUUUGUCUCUCCACUGUGCAGCCAGCAUACCAUAAACAUUUUUUAUAUUCUCUGCUAGCUAAUCUUGUUUUACUGUUAUCUUGCUUCAUGUCCCGGCCCCCGCACUAGACAAGAAUCAUAUCCUUCCGUGUGGUGGAGGAACAGCUGACAAAUGCUACUACCCCUGAGACUGUGUCUGACAUAAAACCGACCUUAUUUAUUUAUUUUUUUUGGAGAGCAUGUGGCUGUGAGGAUAGCAUGCUGUGUAAGAAAUCCCUGGCUUUGACACGAGCUCAGAUCUGUUCCAUGGCCCAAGAUUUUCCGGUGGCCUUCAGUUCCUCCCCGUCCUAUUGCUGCAGUUGUCCAGCCCCAUUCUCACCCUGCAACUGCUGCCAUCAAAAGACUGUGUGAAUAGACAGGCAACAGCAGCUGCUAACUCUACUCUGCCUCUCAGGCUGAGCACUAUAACAGAGCAGAAGAGUAAGCUUCCUUACACACACUUUCAGACUUCGAUCUUCAGUAGACUUUACUAUUCACUUUCAGAGUUAGAAACCUGUGACCUGUGAUUAAAAGAUUGCAUAUUUGAGCUUGAAAGAAUCUUAUCAGGUAUAAUGUAUGCAUUAAGUAUAAUUGUGGAAUAAACCACAAUGGGGUGUGGUGUGAUACUUCCACAAUGUGUUUUAUUCCUCCUAUACCACAGCGAUUUGCUAAUGAUUACAGUUUCUCUAUUUAUUAAUGAACAAAAUCUUAUGCUUCUUUAACUUUUUUCAUAGUUAUAUUUUAUGUUAUGGAAAUUCUGCAAGACAAGAUACUUCCUUACGUUCUAGCAGCUAUAAACAAUCCUUCACUCACCAGUGUCUCUUAUUUUCUCUCUUAAUAAAACAAAAAUCACAGCUUGUCAUGUUACCAAGAAACUACAAAGCAAAAAGUCCUCCGUCAUAAAGACUUUGCUGUGGUGGAGCCCUUACUGAGCUUCACAAAGCUGUGACGCUGGAGACUCCCUUAAUAAAUGUUAAAGAAACAUCUCCUAACAGAAAGCUGCACUAUCAGAGAUUAUACCUUUCUUUUUGACAAAUACAUGUUUUUUAAAUCUAUUUGUGUAGACUGCCCAUCAUAUAAGGCCCUGUGAAUAAGCUGAAAUGAUAAUGUAGUAGAACGAGCGCAUUAAUAUAAACACUUUCAGAUUCAGGAAUUCUGCAGUGUCGUGGUAUAAUGCUGAUUAUAAAGUGCAUUAAGGCUGAUUAUAAAGAGCAUUAAGGCUGAUUAUAAAGAGCAUUAAUGCUGAUUAUAAAUUAUUGCCAAAGGACAAUUGCCUGGUAGUAGAGAUUGUGAUCAGCACACAUACCUUCACGUAUUAAUAAGCACUGUGUCAGUCGAGACCAUAAUACUCUCCACAAGUGCCUUAUCACGGGGCCACAUACUGCUUGUGUAUUGAGUUUUAUUACCUGGUUUGCUGUAUUUUAUGAUCAGUUCCAAAUGUACUACACUCAUGCUAGCAGACUAAAACAACUGAAUCUCUAGGACUUAAUGGCUCCAUUGGAUCAGUGAUUGGUGUACUUCAUUAACAGACCCUGAAAAUAAGUCUGGUUGAUAAAUCGUGGGAUUCUUCUUAAUGUCUUUCCACAGAAAACGGUUAACCCUCCUACAGAGUACACCAGUUUUAUCCAUUUACAGCUCCAUAGGGAAAGUCCUGUUUCUUGAAGAGUUAAUAGUUUAAUAUCUUAAAAGGCUUGACAGUCUGCGUGACUAAUAGUUGGGUUUUGUUGAUGUUUUACAAAACUUCAACAUAUUUUUGACACAAGUUAAUUAGAACAAAUGGUGUUUCUCUUUUUAGUUACAGGUCAUUAGUUAUUCUCAGUCAUAAAGUCUGGCCAGCAAUGUACUGUAUAUUAUUGAUGUAUGCAAAACAAAGCCUUAUGUCCCCCAAAGAGGAUAUUGUACUGUAACAUUUAUCAACUCAGGGUUUGGUAUUUUAGAGAAAAUGUAUUUUUAGCUUUUAAGGUGUUAUUGUUUUAUAUUGUAUUUGUCUUGUGUGCAUUAUUAUAAAUCCAAUAUUUUGCAUUAUUAAUUAUUUCAGUGUAGAACCAAAUAUUGAAAGUGUAUGACCAAAAUGUUGUAUGAAUACUACAUGAAAACAUUGAGUCAUUGAUAUUUGUACAUAGUAGAAACAGGGUGGAAACAAUCAAAUUUUUGCAGAUAGUACAUGUUGUGAAAUGCUUUUGAUUUCUUCUGCAUUGACUUUAUUACAGUGUAGAAGAAAAUUGCUUUUUCUGUGGCACAGCUAAAAGAAUGUAAUGUGUGUGUAUACUUGAACAUGUGCUUGUUUAUGCAACCAUGCUGUCAUCCUUUCCAUUAGUAACUACAUCAUGAUUUUUGGUUGUAUCUUUCUCAUUCUGCAUUAAUUAUUUCAUUAAAAACUACAAAUUUUUCUCAUGA